GCAACUAUCGCGUAGCAGCCCAUCCCUAAGUGUGACCGCACGGGCGGCUAGUGUGACCGUCGCGCAGACAAACUGAAACUCAGUGCGACGACGGACGCGAAACCCAAAAAUUAAAAUUAAUUUUAUUAGAGCUCGGUGCGGAAGUCUGCCACAUUUGCUGAGCCAGUGCGUCGCUAGAGAUUUGCUUGCUAUCUAUCUGACCGCAGACCGAGUGUUUCCAAAAGAUACAGCCAACCGAAGCCCGCUAACCAAUCCUCGACUCGGAACAAAAGAGAAAUUUUUUGCGUGGUCACCAGUCGUGGUUUGUUCGGGAAUCGCCAAACACAAAUUCCGGGGCCAGGCAGUAAAAUGCAAUAGCUAAGAGCCGGAUCAUAAACAAAUUGGUUCGCAGCAGGUGAAAGUCGGAGUCCUGAGAGUCCAGGAGAAGAAGCGGCGGAAAAACUACGCCACAAACAAACAAAAACAGAGAGAGCGGAAAUACCAUUUCGUAGCAACUGCGCAUCGUUUCGCAACGGAUCCGAGAAAUGCCGGAAGAAGAGCCACCACAAAAGCCCAUGGAGGAGGAGGAGGAUGAGGAGCACGAUCAGGACCUCGACCCAGAUCAGGAGCAGGAUCAGCAGCCCCAGCUUCCGCAGGGCGAGGUCCCAAGUCAGCAGCAACAGCCGGAGGAGCACACACUCGACGAGCAGCCACAACAGCCGGCGGAGAUAGUUGUGGUCCCCGAAUUAUCCGCCGAAGAGAUGCGCGCCCGUCGUCUUCGAACUUUGGCUGCCCGAAGUGGAAUGCAGAGCGCCUUGACGCCCUUAGCUCCCACUCCUGACAAGGCGCCGCGGAAGCAGACCAAUGUCUCCGGCGAAUCUCGACUGGUGCGCGAGGCCACGCCUAGUGACAAGGAGGUGUCCUUGCCCACGCCCACUCCCACACCCGUUCCCGCGCCCGCCUGGUCGGAGCUUAGCGGCAAACCGGACAUGGAUGUGGAGAUGAAGUCGGUGGCCUCGACUCCAGUGCAAGAUGUCGAAAUGACGCCAGCCCUCAGCCUGCCAGUUACCGAGGCCACCAAGAGAAGUGUACUGCAAAGCUGCAAGAUCUCCGCUGAUAAUCAUGAAUUGGCCAUCGAGUCGGUGGGUAGCCCCACCAAGAGUGCGAAUGAGCAGAACGAGCAGCUGCUCUCCCGCCUGCUAAAUGCCACCUGGAAUGAGUACGGCAGUGGCUCCAUAAUAUGCGCCCAGAGCGCCAGCUUCCUGGAACAGCAGCCCAGUCGCAGAUUCGACUUUGAGUGCAUUGUUUCCAAUGUGCUCAUGGAGGCGGCUCUCAAGAUUUUCAACGAUGAACUGAAUGAAGGAGAGGGCGGUUCCGCCCUGACAGACGAUAAGGAAUUUUCCUCCGCUAAAAAAAUAAAAUCAGAUGAUACGGAGGUGCAGGAGAUUCUGGCCAAUGCAGUAGCCCCUGGUGGAACAGCCACCACCGAAGAAACCGCAGCAGGCGGAGCCCCUGGUCCAAUGGAAACGACGAGUAGCGAGGCUGGAGGUGCCUGCGUGGCUCCACCGGUGCUUAGCAUCGUAACCACCACCAAGCAUCACGUGCUGCUCUACCUAAUCCGUUGCUACCAGAACUAUCAGACGGAAUGCUCCCGAAAGACGGCCGUCACCCAGCCAGCCUUGCAGCUGGCCUUCGAGCAGGUGAUGCGGAUGACCGUCCUGGUGCUCACUGAUCGCAUUCAUCAGAAUCUCAACGGCCACAUGGAUCAGUCGGCUCUACUGGAGCUGAUGUACACGGACAAGGUGAGCGAGUCUUUCCUCAUCGACUUGAUAGCCCACACGCACCAGGAGCGCGAUGCAUUCGACGCAAUUUUCAGCCAGGUGCUUCGUGGCCUCUUCGCUGGAAUGCAGCGCAACAUUUGCACUUCCAAGAUCAGUGUACAGCAGAUCGAGUGGCUGGCCAAACUAGUAGUCAUUAAGGUUGGCAAUGUUCGACCCAUCGCUGAUCUCGUGUCCAGGCAACCAAACUUCCUGCCGCCCAUCUGCACAAAGAUCUCCGGGCGGGAAAUAGUAAAAUGCAGCUUCCUGGGACCCUUCCUUUCCGUUUCGCUUUUCGCAGAGGAGAACGUCAAGUUUGCAGAGUUUAGCACUAAGAAUAAGCUUGAAGAUGCUGCUAGCUCUCGGUUGCGAUGGGAGCUGCACUCCAUGCGCACCCACAUGCAUGUUGUGUUCCAUUCACUGUGUGUAAAUGCCAGCAGUCGUCCGAAGACGCUGGAGUACAUCUCCAAAAUCCUUCGCCACAAUGACCGCCGCGUGCAGUUUGCCAGUGAUGAAAAGCUAUUGGCCAGGGACGGGUUCGUCAUCAACCUGAUGAGCGUGCUGCAGCAGCUGUCGGUCAAGAUCAAGCUUGACCGCAUUGAGCCGAACUUCCACUACUACAAGAACUCCCUUGUCAACAUUGAGCAGGAUACGAAGAUUCGGUACAGCGAGGAGGAGUACCGCAACUUCCUGUCCCGUGAUUUUAGCCAGCCCGUGGAGAACGCCAACUUCCAGACGCAAUGCUGGUUCCUUACUUUGCAAGCCCACCACUUGGGCUACCUGCCCGCCAUCCAGCGUUACCGGCAAAAGGUGCGCGCCAUUAAGGAGCUGCAGAAGCUUAUCGACGAGCUGGACCGAACCAAGCCCCAUUGGGUCAACUCACGCUACGCUAACCGUAAUAAUCAGUUCAAGGAACGCUGGGAGAAGCAGCUGCGCAAGCUAAAUCGCUCGAAAACCUGCAGCGAGAUCACGCUCUUGGACCCCGCCCUGCUCCAGCGAUGCACGGAAUUCUAUUCUACUGUCUGCGAAUUCAUGCUGUACCAGUUCGAGGGACGCCCAAUUGAGGGACCCUUUAUCUCCAAGCUGCCUGUGCAGCAGCUGAAGCCAACGGAUGCAUUUUCCGCACUGCCCGAGUGGUAUAUUGACGACAUCGCCGAGUUUAUCCUGUUCACCAUGCAGCACGCAAACGUGGACAUCCGUCAGGGCAUCGACCACUCGAUCAUUACCUGGCUGCUGACCUGCGUCUGCGCCUCACACCUCAUAAAGAAUCCAUAUGUGACUGCCAAGCUAGUUGAGGUGAUGUUUGUGUUCUCACUUAAGCCAGCAAACUCGGUCAACACAGCGAUGUGGAACCACGAGCUGGCCCAGAACGCCCUGGUCAGCGCCCUGAUGAGAUUCUAUGUGGAUGUAGAGACAACGGGCCAAAGCACUGAGUUUUACGAUAAGUUUACCAUAAGAUAUCAUAUUAGCCAUCUGUUCAAAUCCAUGUGGGAGAAUCCCAUUCACCGGCAGGCCGUCAUUUGUGAAUCCCGGGUGGGCAAUCAAUUUGUGAAGUUUGUCAAUAUGUUGAUGAACGAUACAACUUUUUUGCUGGAUGAAUGUUUGGAGAACCUGAAACGCAUCCAUCAGACCCAGCAGCUGCUAUCGGAUAAGGCGAACCUCAGCAAGAUGAGCGCGGAACAGCAACAGAGCCGACUCACCCAGCUGGCGACAGACGAGCGCCAGUGUCGCUCCUACUUGACACUGGCUCGCGAGACAGUCGACUUGUUUCAUUAUCUGACAAGCGACAUUAAGGAGCCGUUCAUGCGCGCCGAGCUCGUGGAUCGGCUAAGUUCCAUGCUAAACUUUAAUCUGAAGCAGCUGGCCGGGCCCAAGUGCAACGACCUCAAGGUUAAGAACCCGGCCAAGUAUGGCUGGGAGCCACGCAGUCUGCUGGCCCAGAUCUUCGACAUAUAUCUCCACCUGGACUGUGAUAGAUUCGCUGAGGCCCUGGCUGCUGAUGAGCGUUCCUUUGACGUGCAAAUUUGCAAUGAGGCAGCAUCGAGGAUCAAACGCCUGUCCCUCCGAUCGGCUGUUGAGGUCGAACGUUUUAAGGCGCUAACACAGCGAGCUCACGAAAUCUAUGUUACCAACCAACAGACUGAAGAUGAAUGCGCAGAUGCGCCCGAUGAGUUCAAGGAUCCGCUGAUGGAUACCCUCAUGUCCGACCCAGUGGUGCUUCCCUCUGGCACAGUGAUGGACAGGGCGAUCAUCACCCGGCACCUGCUCAACAGCUGCACCGACCCCUUCAACCGACAGCCCCUCACCGAGGACAUGCUGGUGCCCAACAUAGAGCUGAAGCAGCGCAUCGAUGCCUGGCGCAAGGAGCAGCGCGGCAAGCGGAACAACAGCUAAGCCCCGUCCCCACCCGGCCGUGCCACGCCCCUCCUACCCCUACUGCUACGCCUAGGACUAGUUUAAUGUGCAGUUUUAGUGUCUACCUAUCUUCUACAUAUAAAUAUAAAUAUUCAUUGUGCAGGAUUUA
Molecule: messenger RNA, 4320 nt
Organism: Drosophila subpulchrella
Lineage: Eukaryota; Metazoa; Arthropoda; Insecta; Diptera; Drosophilidae
Gene: Ube4B
Product: ubiquitin conjugation factor E4 B
Exons: 9
Coding region: 525-4190 (1221 amino acids)
Biological process (GO): protein polyubiquitination
Cellular component (GO): cytoplasm; ubiquitin ligase complex; nucleus
Molecular function (GO): ubiquitin-ubiquitin ligase activity
Source: RefSeq, a predicted model, not a curated record